AUGGAACCGUCCAGCGACGCCACAUCUGCAUGGAAGUUACUCGUACGCCACAGUAUUGAGGCCUGGAAACCGCUUCCUCUCAAUACACUAUUGAAAGGCAUCUUGGAGAAAUGCAACAGCCUGGAUGAGUUUCUGGAGGGUCAAACAUUGGGCUUCGCGUUUUGGUUCUUCCAGAAAAGGGAAGCGUUUCUAAGGCAGGAUGCGAUGACAAAAUGGAGUAGAGACCGGCUGGACGACUAUGUACUUCUACCCGCCGCCAACGGCUACGUCUCUCGCGCCACAUGUUUCUUCGUCAGCCACUUUUGGCACUCAAAGGAUGAUCCAGACCCCGAGGGGAAAUAUCUUCGCCUGCAUCAAGAAUCACUCGGGCCGCAGAGCUGGGACUAUAUUUGGGUAGACUGGACGUGCACGCCCCAAUCUCCCCGGACACCAGCGGAGGACAUAUACUUUGCUAGCACGCUACAGACCAUGUCGGCCAUCAUCCGAAACGCAGGCUUCGCCUGGUUCUACCCGCCCUUCGAGCCGCGCCUGUGGAUCCUCUACGAGGUCGCCGAAUACGCUCUUACCUGCGACCAUGGGGUCGAUCCGUUCCCAGACAUCAAGAAGUAUCGUGAACACGUGGAGGAGAUGCUCAACAACGGGGUUCGCACGACGCUGGAGAAGCAUCGGUACCGAUCUACCUAUGAGAGUGACAAGGAGUUCCUCGUAUCAUGGCUGGAGCUGCUCAUGCUCACGAAGAACCUGCGCCUCGACACGAUGGAUAUCAGGCGGCUGUUUGAUAAUCUGACGUGGCACCGCCUGGCAGGAGACCUCAUAUGUAACACGACUCGGGGUACUUUGCAGCUAUAUCGGUUUGAGGGCGUCCUCGAGCUGAAUGGAGAGCGGCAUACAUUCACGCCGUUUCCUAACUGGGUAUUUGGGAAUGGAAAGCUCACCCUAGAGAGCAAGCGUAGCCAUGAUAAGACUUUUACUACAGUCAAUUUAUACUGA
Molecule: messenger RNA, 990 nt
Organism: Clonostachys rhizophaga
Lineage: Eukaryota; Fungi; Ascomycota; Sordariomycetes; Hypocreales; Bionectriaceae
Source: the annotation of a GenBank genome assembly